AUGAACAUUCCUCGUUUGACCUUUAACCCGCCUUCGGGCGACGCCAUCACGCCCCCGUCCUUGCGCACAGUCGACCGCGCCAGCCCUAAGGUGGCCUUGGCCGCCUUCUCCGCGCUCGAGCUUGCGCCUCAGCCCAACGGCAGCAUGGCCUCCGGCCUGUCAUCCCUCUCCAUCGAUUUCACCACGCCAACCAAGACUGCUGCCUCGCCCCAGUCCAAGUCCACCACCAAGAAGCAGCAGGCUCCCAAGUUCGCCUCGCUGUCUCUCGCCUCGCCUUUCAACAAGUUCAGCACGGCAGAGACGCCCAGACCGAACAAGAGCAGUUUCUCCACGCACUGGAACGUCACAUCCUGGGGCUCGUCGAGCACCAGAACGCCCUCGCCCAAGAAGGUCUCCUUCGCCGACGAAAGUUUCACCCCUUUGAGCGCCUCCACCCCGAAGCAGCACUUGAGUGCCUCGACGCCAAAGCUUGCGCGCGCGCUCUCACCAAAGUCCAGCCCUUCAAAGCCGGCACUUUCCGACUUCUCGGUCAUGUCAAUUGUCUCACCCGCGACACCCCAGAUUUCUGACCAUCACUCCCAUUCGAACCAGGGGCAGCUCGAGACUCCCACCGCCCUCCAGUCGCUCUCCGAUUCCACUUACGACGAAGAGUCCUCAAACCUGAGCAACCUGUUUGGCCCGUCUCCCUCGAGAUUUGCUGAACAGGGGCGCGAUACUGAUUUUGCGUCCGGAUCCCCUUUGAAGGCCGACACUACCAUGCAUGACAUUACCAUGAUGUCUGACUUUACCGUCGCUUCGCCCAGAAAGAUUCGGGGCAAUGACUUUGCCUCUAUUGAGCUUUCAGAAACGGCGAAGAACCUCUGUGGCCCUUUCGAUUCCGAAUCGUUCGAGGGCAUCGACUUCACCUCCACAUUUUCCCCUGUUCCUGACUUCCCCCGCCGAGCAGCACGCAUUCCGCGUACAAAACAGAACAAGCAACGACGGAAGACAAGAGGUUUGAUCUUCGAAAAGGUCAUUGUCAGGCGGGUCGCCGAGUCGCUCGCCGUCCAGGAGCUGGACGCUGCCGUUCAGUUCCGGCAUAUCGCCGUCAAGGGUGAACUGGCGUAUGCCCUAUGCCCUCGCAAGCGGCAAAGGGUGGCAGAGGCGUGCGACGAAGACUACUCGGAACCGUACUGGCUUGAUGAGGAAGUGGAGGAGAGACCCGUGAUUAACAUGAUCGAGGCUCGCCGCGUCCUCCGCAACGACCUCUUCGCCCUACCAGCCGGCCCAAGUGUCCGAGAGCAGCGUCGGCAGUACAAGGCGGACAUGGAGAAGUACGGUGAGGUCAUGACCUCAACAAGAGGCAAGAGGAAUUAUGACGGCGAGCCCAAACGGGCUUAUAACAACGGCCUGUUGACGCACGCCAUCAUGAAGCCUCUGCUUGCUUUCCCCAUGCCCGACCUGAGUUUCGAAUGGGUCCUCGAGACGGCGAUCCGCGAUUCGAACAAGGCCCACGGGCGCGAGCAACCCAAGCACCGCAACGUCCGCCAGCCCAUCGCCGUCUUUGGAGAGUCAGACUUUUCUGUCAUCGAGGAGGAGGACGAGCCACAAAGCCCGACGGCCAAGCUCCCCCACUUCCCCUCGAGCGCCACCUAUCAUUCUCGCGCCAGCAGGAAGAGCCGUUUGGAGCACGGUCUCGAUUCGUUGCGGUCCAAACUUGCUGCCUUUGCCACUCAAGAACCCGAGGCCGCGCCAUCGUCGCCUCUGUCUUCUCCCAUCGGACCCGGUUUCACAUUUGAGGUGCCUUCCUUCAUCUCCUCGCCCAGCAUCAUUCACAACAAUGUCGACGAAGCCGAAGAGGCGCUUGACGAGAAUUUUGAGGCCGCCGCGAGUCCCAUCGUUUACUUCAAGGACCGCAGCCAGACGUCACCGUUCAAGAAGCGAAAGUCACUCCCUGCGACGCGCCGGCCCUCUCUCACAUCCCUUCUUCGCAGGGCGUCUCUCCCCAUCGCCCUCCCCACUGCCGACUCCGACCAGGCUCCCGCGGUGCAGGAUCUUCAAGAUCCAGCAUCCGGUUCGCUGGUGGGUGCUCCCGAUUCGUCGGUCGAGCUCCUCGCGGUGCAGAAUCCCUUCGUGGUCGAUUCAGCAUCAGCGGUGGCUGUCGGGGCAUCGCCGGCCUCCGCCAGCGGGGCGUCACCAUCAUCGGCUUUGGCGUUGGCCUCUCCUACGGGGUCGGCGUCUCCUUCGCCCGUUGUCGUCGACGUUAGGGAGAACCCCGACAUCUUUGGCUCGUUCCAAGAUCGCCCCGGCUCUCCUGUUCAGACCCUCGCCUCCCUGGCCCGUGUACUCGAAGAGGCCAAGGAGACGAUGGACGCUAAGGUUCUUGUAAGUAGGGAAGGUGGCCGCCUGAUCGUGCGCUUUAAGGUUUCGGACGAGCAUUUGGCCCUCUUUGCCGCCGCGGAGGCUUCUGAGAAAGCAUCGGAGGAGGCACCUACGGAGGAUGACAUCGUUGACACCAUCACUCCUGCCGAGACCGCUGCCCCUAUGUCACCUUUCGCCCAGGCCACCCAGAAGGAGGAGCAGAAGGAGCAGCAGGAGAAGGAAUCGAAGAAUAUGGAGGAGGAAGUGCUGCAGAUGCUUGACCAGGCGCCUGCCACGACCUUUGACGACGAAGACUCGGAUCUCAUCAUGCUUAGAGAGUUCAUGAGCCGUCACGCCGCCCGCAAGGCCGCCAAGGCUACCGAGCCAACCGAGCCCUUCAAAUCCGCCAACCGAGCCCUUUCUCCCGUUUCCGUUCCGGCCCAUGCCCUCUCGCCAACAGCCUUUCCUUCGGCCCCGAUCAUGGCUACCUUUGCGCCCACGCCAGAGCGCGCCCAGAGUAUCUGGGCUGAUACGCCCGCGUUCUCGGUAAACUCACCGGCGGAGCGUCCUCUCUCUGCCCGACGGGAGUCUUCUCGCCGACCUCUCGGAGCGUUGGAUGUCAACAGCCCGAGUCCUAGAAAGGCCAAAAGGAAGGGCGAAGAGCUCCAGGAGCGGGAUACAUCACCGGAGAAGAACGCUCAUCCACCGAAGCGCCAACGUAGAGACAAGACGGGCAAGUCAGGCAACGACGAGAACGAGAAGCCGGAGGACGAGGAGAAGGCGAAACCCAUGGAAGACGCGAAGCCCAAAGAGGACGAUGGCCCCGUUGCCGGCGUCAGGACGCGGGCCCAGCGCGCCGCCGAGCGCGGAGAGGCGCCUCCCGUGACUAAGAUUCCGGUUAGGCACCAGAGAUACGCCAAAGUUAGGGGUGGAGACGGAGAAAAGGACCUGGCCGUCGUGACCCGCCAGAACACUCGCGCCAAUAAGGGAAGUGCAAUGUCGGCGGAUGAGAUGCUGGAGUACUUGAAGACGGCGCCCGCCGCAGAGGAGACUGGAGGCGCUGUUGUGACAGCCCGCAAGGACGGUAAGAGCGUCCAGUGGGCCGAGCAGCUGGCCACGAGCCAGGCCGAGGAACAGCUGCUUGCGCCUCUGAGUCCCGUCGAGGAGAAGCAGGUGGGUAAGGCGAGGGGCAGACCCAAGGGUUCUUCGAGCAAGACGGCGGGCUCGACCAAGGCGUCGACCAAGACUACGACCAAGACUACGACCAAGACUUCGAACGGCACCCCGAGCUCGACCGCCACGGCGACCAAGUCAACGAAGUCGCGCCAGGCUGGGAUUCCCGGACCGAAGACGGAUGGGGCCAAGGUCAGCAAGCCGAAGAAGGUGACUGCGGCGGCGAAGAAGGAACUGGGCCUGAGCGCCAACGGCACGCCUGCCAAGCGCAGUGCCCGGAUUGCUCAGAAAUGA
Molecule: messenger RNA, 3807 nt
Organism: Colletotrichum higginsianum IMI 349063
Lineage: Eukaryota; Fungi; Ascomycota; Sordariomycetes; Glomerellales; Glomerellaceae
Exons: 2
Coding region: 1-3807 (1268 amino acids)
Source: RefSeq, a predicted model, not a curated record